Molecule: messenger RNA, 454 nt
Organism: Racocetra persica
Lineage: Eukaryota; Fungi; Glomeromycota; Glomeromycetes; Diversisporales; Gigasporaceae
Source: the annotation of a GenBank genome assembly
GAAACUAUCUCACACCUAUAUAUUGAUAUUUCCGAAGAACUUCGACACUUACUUAACACCAAAGUCUCUAUAGUUGUAGUUAAACCUCCUGCUAUCAAUACAGAUUCUGAUUCUGAUAAUCUCUCACCUAUAUUUACUACUGAAGUCUCUACCAUUUUAAUUGAAUCUCCUAUAAUUGAUACUGAUCUCGAGUCAACUAAUACUCAAAAUAAUCCGAAACCUCACUAUGAAAAAGAUCAAAAUAGUGGAUAUGCUGCACUGAGAUUUCCCCUUUGCUGUGCCAACGGCAAAAUACAAUUACCACCUUUAUUUGAACUCCCACCCUAUCUACUAUAUCUUUAUACUUCAACUAAUUCUGAUGCAGUUCGCUUUUGUAAGCACAUUAGAGCUUAUAAUAGUGCUUUAGCCUAUACAUCUUUUGGUGCUAACAUAAAUCAUCAAUUUCUGGGACGUG